CCUCGAGCGGUGGAUAUUCCCCUUUUAUUUCAUUCAAAGUUAACUUUAAGUUGCUUGUUGGCGCAAACGACAGCAGCAGCAGCAGCGAGCGCGUAGCAGACGGCUCGGUGGUAUGAGAAAUUAAAAAGUGUCACCGUGAUGUUCUCAUACUAACGCGAAAAAGUUUGGCCCACCUGAUUGAACCGACUGAUAUUGUUGUGAGGAUUAGUACUCCCAAAUCGCAAGCCCGUAACUGAUUCGUGAUUUUUGCGGGGAGUGAAUUGAAGUUUGGGGUGAUGGUCUACGGUUUUAACUUGCCAGCAACGUGCAAUUUAUCAUUUGCAAAUUAUUCAUUGGGCGGUUCAGUUGGUACUGUUAUUUUCAGUUAGUCUGAUGGUCCCUUGCAUUUUUCAGUUCAUCUCAGAUCUUCAUGAAGUUUGGGUUCGGGGGGUCCAGUGAUACAUUGGCUGGAUGUUAGCAGGAUUAAAAUGCUGGUUAAGAACGAUGUUCUUUCUGAAUUUAGAAAUGUACGCAGCUACGAGCGCGUGGACCUGCUCUGUAGCUUGUUAGAUUUGUGUCUUCCGUACGAAUUACGGUUCCUGGGCACAUGCCUCGAGUUUCUCGGUAAACGUGAUUUCUACGAGCUGAGAGAGGACGAACGGGAUGCCAAUAAUGUAAACCAUCUCGCGUCAUAUCAGUCCCUCAUGGAUGAAAACACCCGAAGAAAGCUGGUCCUCUAUGCAUCUCUACUCAAGUCCUGCAACACCGAUGCUGCCAAUUGCCUCAGCGACACACUAACGGCCCUCUGCCCUGCAGCCGUUAGUCAGACCUGUCGAUCUGAACCAGAGAAUGCGGAAAAAGUCUUGGAUGAACUUUUAUUGUUGUAUACAAUUGCUGUGAAGCACCCAGCAUUCAAUGUGCACCAAAAGACAGAAUUUGCAGAGCACCUCUCUCGCCUCAAAGAGGAGGACCAAAAACUGUCGCUCAUUCUUCAUUCAAACAAAAAUGAAGUCAACAAAGCUGCAAGGCUGUCCAAGUCGCCAAAUUCCAUUCCUGAAACUCCUUGUAAACUCAAGGAGAACUCUACAAACUCGGUGGAAAUCCAAGAUAGUUCUAGUCAAAUAUCAGUCAUGUCUCAUCCUAAUCAACUAACUUGCCAUGUACUAUCGGGGUCGGUGUACACCAGUGCCGUGCUCCCCUCUCCACUUCAUCAGGCUACAUGUAUGAAUUCUGCUCAUGUUAUGGUCUCAUCAGUCUCUUCACCUGUGGGCCAGUCUCAUGCUGAAGGCCACUCACCAGAUCCUGCCUCGAGAUUAGGUAGUGAUGCUGGUCCUAUGACUUGGCCUGGCAUGGUGAUGCCUCUCACUCCAUCAACUAGUCACUGCAUGAUGUCAUCUUCGGGUGAAAUGGGUCUGCCUAACGGCCCUCUUGGUCGUCCCAGCAUGAUGCAGCCAAUGAUGUGUGUGCCUUCUGAAUCUAUUCCAGUGGGUUACCCUGGCCCUUCUCACUUUGGAAUGAUGGUCCCGAUUGUUGGACAUAUUCCAGGUCCUCCUGUAGGUCCCGCACCAGUCACUCAUGCACCUGUCAUCAAACCAGUUACUUCAACUGCUCAUCAUUUACAUUUGACCAGCUCCAUCUCCUCCCCUCAAGCGCUUCCCAUUGCAUGUUCCUCGUAUAGUAUUCCUAGUCCUGCAACAGUUGUGUCUACAUCUAGUGCCUUUGGAAACCAAGUUUCUAUUCCCAAAGAUAUUUGUAAUAAAGUUGAUGAAGAUGAAAGGAGGAGCAGCAGGCCAUCAUCUCCUCUCCCUGCAAGAGUUGAAACACCACCACCUUCAUCAAAGGUGCAGGUUUCUCACUCAAGUAGUGGUUCUCAUCCACUUGAUCAAGAGUCAGCUCAUAGUGCACCGAACCCAUUGCAGGUUCCAAUUCAAACUCCACAGUCCUUCCAAAUUUCUCCCAAUAUCUAUAUGGGUACAGAUGCUUUACCACCUGUACCUCAAGGGUCCAUUACUAAAGCAAGUUCAGCUGCUUCAAGUCAGUUGCAGCAAUUCCCUAGUCAAGUUGCAGCUACUGGCAGUCCCCAUGUACAUGUGACAGCUAAACCUCCGGGUCAGUGGUUUGCCCCAGGUGAUAACUUAAAAGAAGUAAUUGUUCGUGAAAUGCCAAAAUACAAGGCCAAUUUACAAGAUCUCUCUCCAGAUGAGCUUCUUCAUAUGGGUGACGAUCACCUUAAAGAAAUAGGCUUACCGUUAAGUGCCAUUCAGCAACUUAGAUCUAUCAUGAACAAACUUCACUCAACCAAUGGCAUAAAUUGUACUAACAGAAGUGAUGGGAUAUUCCAUAAUGAGAGCUCAGCUCCUAGAAGGAGGCACUAUUAUGGGUCAGAUAAUAAAGUAGUUUUACCUAAUAGUCAGGGCCCUCCACCUGGCACUGUAAGUUAUGGGUAUGUGGUGCCAUCAUACCCUGUUAGUAAUGGUGGAGCAUUUCAUAAAGGCAACAAGCGGAAUCAACACCUUCAGUUGACAAAUCAAGUACGAGCUCUUCAGCUGGAGGAUGACAGUCGCAGGCCAUGCUCCAACAGCAGCAGCACCUCUGACUGUUCCAGUGGAAGUCACUCUCCUCCAGAAACACCAUCACUCCCACUCAUUUCAGAAGUUCCAAAUUUUGACAGAGGUUACUCUGGAAAGGAUUCUGGAGCUGAAUCAUGGAACUCCACAGCCAGUGAAGAUAAAAUGAGGGAAGAUAGGUUACAUGAAAGAGAGCAUAUAAUGGAAGAUAGAUCACAAGGUUCAAACUUUCAGCCUCCUGGAAUACAACGUAACUCUGUUAACAGGAGUCGAGGCCUGAACCUUAGUAAAGCACCGCCAGGUAUUCCAACAAUACCUCGUGGUCGGGGCCACCCUUUGGUAGAUAAAAGUCGCCGCGAUCCUGUCAGUCCAAUGAAUGGUGUUCCAUCAGACAUGAACAACCCACCGCCUUAUGCCAUGUCAGCUGCUUCAGGCAUACCUAGUAAUGUCCCAUAUCAUGCCCCGCCAGUAUCGACAUACCUUCCACACUCCCCUUUUACCACAAUGCAUGCUUUUCAUAGAUUUCAAUCUGGAAGCUUUCUCCCUGCAGGUGCCACCUACCCGUUUCCUCCUAAUGGAGAGAUGUGGGGCCCCUUCCCUCAGCCGCCCCAACCAACCCCCCAAUACUUAACAACCCCAAUAGUUGCUUUCUCCCCUGCACAUCCUCCCCCCAAACUGUCAUGCUACAACUGUGGACGGCAGGGACACCAGGGCUCUGAUUGCAAAGAUUCAACUUUUGAAGAAAUUACUCAACAAGGUCAGUAUCAUUUAGACUACAAGCCUGGGGACUGUCGAGAGACUGAAAAAUGACCUCAAAUGUACACUUAAGAGGGCUUAAAGCCCAACGAUCACUGCCGUUCCUUUAGUCAAACCCAAAGCUCCCAACUGGUUGCUCCGUCCAGGUCAUUAAGGAUGGCAGCAAGUACAGGGCCAGUGAAUACAAGAACUCCUUCGCUCAUAAUUUUUUUAUUUUCAUGGUUUCAUUCAUUUUUCAUGAUUAAAAUGUGACCUAAUUUAAACCAUCAAUUAUCACUGUUUCGCAAAGAGUAAUGGUUUUAGAUAUAUCAAAUUCGUUUGACUCAGUGGAUUUAACAUAUUUUAAUUUGUACAUGUGAAUAUCACAUAACUUUUACUGUUCAGUAUAAAUGAAAUUAUAUUUAUUGAGAUACUGAAUAAUGAAAUAUUUUCAUUAUGUUGAGAAUUUAUAGUUUGAUGCCAUUUUUUUUUAAUUCUAUGAAUCUAGCCAUGCUGGUCCUGCGCUGGCAUCUUACAAGUUGUUGUUACUGUUACCUUUAUUGCAAUAGAUUGACACAGCCAUGACUAGAAGGUUUCUGUGUGUCUGGUCUGUAGCAUUAGAUAAUUUAAGUAUGUUGUACAUCUGUAUGUUUGUGUAUCUGACUAAAAGGAUGCCUGAACUGUUGUAUAUGUAAGUUUCAAUAUAUGUUUGUGUUAUCUUAAAACCCCCCAAAAAACUUAAUCUUUUAUCAGCCAGCCUCAUGUUAUGGUCCAGUUUGGUCAAGUCUUAAAUGUCAUUCUGCAUUUGGCGUGUAAUAAUCAUUCAGUACAGAACACGCCAUCUCGCAAAUAACGAGGUCUUCCAGUACUGGGUUAAUGAGACCACAUUUUCUGAAUGGGUGAAUUAAAAAUAUAUCUAGGUGUUUGCUUUGCCUUGCAGAGGGGUCUCAAAAUCUAUGAUACUCAGUUAAGUGCAAGGGCUAUAAUGGAGCUUGUUGAUUCUAAUUUGAGGUGAUUCAUUUGAGUCUUCUUGAAUACCACGGAAAAUAUUGUUGCUAUUGCAAUAUUUAUAUCAACUAUUGUGAUUCAUUAAGACUUGCAUAUGAUGUAUGCACGUCGGUAGCCUCUGCUUGUCUGUGUUAAACUGUCUUGAUCAAUAUAUUUACAUUUUAUAGAAUCCAAGAGCUAAGUCAAAAUGCCCUUUUAUCUCAUCAAACAUGCAUUGAUGACGUUUGGCAGAAUUAAAUUAAGUGGUACUUGUCAUGGAUAAAAUCAUCUUCCAUCACACUGUGAUUCAGAAUCUAAGGUUUAAAGCUUUGUUUUGUUACUCAAAGCUAGUUUGAAGUAAAAAAAAAAAAAAUAUUUUAAAACUUUUUUCUAUUUAGAAAGAAAGUUAUGUUGACAUAUGGAUCUAUGGAAAAUUUGUUGCGUAUACCCCAAGUGAUUAAUUUUAAUUUGUCAACAUUGGUUAAAAUUACAGCUAAAUUGAUACUGUGGUAUUAACUUUGAACAGCCAGCAAUUUUUGAAUUAAAAUUAUAAAAAUCAUGUA
Messenger RNA from Frankliniella occidentalis (western flower thrips), 4831 nucleotides. RefSeq lists its product as uncharacterized. NCBI's taxonomy places the organism in Eukaryota, Metazoa, Arthropoda, Insecta, Thysanoptera, Thripidae. The record is from RefSeq and is a predicted model, not a curated record. The coding region runs from base 468 to 3356 and encodes 962 amino acids. Gene Ontology annotation, molecular function: zinc ion binding; nucleic acid binding. The transcript is spliced from 9 exons.